Molecule: messenger RNA, 4038 nt
Organism: Cavia porcellus (domestic guinea pig)
Lineage: Eukaryota; Metazoa; Chordata; Mammalia; Rodentia; Caviidae
Gene: Arvcf
Product: ARVCF delta catenin family member
Exons: 20
Coding region: 292-3180 (962 amino acids)
Biological process (GO): cell-cell junction assembly; cell-cell adhesion
Cellular component (GO): adherens junction; nucleus; cytoplasm
Molecular function (GO): cadherin binding
Source: RefSeq, a predicted model, not a curated record
UUUGCGCACGGGCAACACGAGGGGCGGGGAAGGUUGGUUGGUUCCCUGCGCUCUGAGCACUGGAGGGAGGGGUCCGCCCCCGCACCAGCUCAAGUUGCGGCUCUAUAGCCUGCGACCUGCGCGGUGCCUUGGGUAUACCAAUACCCUGGCGCCGAGGGACCUGCGGACGCCGGUCUAAGGGCUGGGGCCGCGCUGCGGUGCUGCCCACGCUGCACUCCAGGAACUGGAGCCCGAAGAAUGGGCAUAAGGACAACCUGAUCUGCCCUAGAAAAGCUGGCCGGCGCCCUGGCCAUGGAGGACUGCAACGUGCACUCGGCAGCCAGCAUUCUGGCCUCAGUGAAGGAGCAGGAAGCCCGCUUCGAGCGGCUGACCCGGGCACUGGAGCAGGAACGGCGCCACGUUGCCUUGCAGCUAGAACGUGCCCAGCAGCCUGCCAUGGGCAGUAGUGGUAUGGGCAGUGGGCAGGCCCUGCCAAUGGCCUGGCAACAACUAGUUUUGCAGGAGCAGAGCCCAGGCAGCCAGGCAUCACUAGCCACGAUGCCAGAGGCACCUGAGGUGCUCGAGGAGACAGUGACUGUGGAAGAGGACCCUGGCACACCCACUUCCCAUGUGUCCAUUGUCACAUCUGAAGAUGGCACAACCCGGCGCACAGAGACUAAGGUCACCAAGACAGUCAAGACAGUGACCACGAGGACAGUACGCCAGGUGCCUUUGGGCCCAGAUGGACUCUCUCUGUUGGAUGGUGGCCCCCCAUUUAGCCCUUUUUCUGAUAGCCCCCUGGACCGGCAUUUCCUGCUACGUGGUGGUGGCCCAGUAGCCACACUUUCCCGAGCCUACCUCAACAGUGGGGGUGGCUUUCCCAAUGGCCCUGAGCCUCGUGAUGGCCCUAACUAUGGCAGCCUAUCCCGAGGGCUUGGAGUGCGACCCCCACGCACUGGCCCCCUUGGCUCUGGACCUGGUGAUGGGUGUUUUACAUUGCCUGGUCGCCGGGAAGCCUUCCCUGUGGGUCCUGAGCCUGGGCCACAGGGUGGCCGCUCUCUGCCUGAGCGUUUCCAGGCAGAGCCCUAUGGCUUGGAGGAUGACACACGCAGCCUGGCUGCUGAUGACGAGGGUGGCCCUGAGCUGGAGCCCGAUUAUGCCACAGCUACACGGAGGAGACCUGACUGUGGGCGGGGUCUCCGUGCCAGGACCUACGAAGACACAGCAGAUGAUGCUGGUGAGCUGACUGAUGAGAGACCCCCAUUUCCAGCAACAACAGCACCCCUGGCCCAGCCCGAACGGGGCAGCCUGGGCAGCCUGGACCGGGUGGUUCGGCGUUCGCCUUCAGUGGAUAGCACCCGCAAGGAACCACGCUGGAGGGACCCUGAGCUGCCAGAGGUGCUGGCCAUGCUGCGGCAUCCUGUGGACCCUGUGAAGGCCAAUGCAGCUGCUUACCUACAGCAUCUGUGUUUCGAGAAUGAGGGUGUGAAACGGCGUGUGCGGCAGCUGCGUGGGCUGCCGCUCCUGGUAGCACUGCUGGACCACCCUCGGGCUGAGGUGCGGCGUAGGGCCUGUGGGGCCUUGCGCAACCUCUCCUAUGGCCGUGACACUGACAACAAGGCUGCCAUCCGAGACUGUGGUGGUGUGCCUGCCCUGGUGCGCUUGCUGCGGGCUGCCCGUGACAACGAGGUCCGUGAGCUAGUCACUGGCACACUGUGGAACCUGUCGUCAUAUGAACCCCUGAAGAUGGUCAUUAUUGACCAUGGCCUGCAGACACUGACACACGAGGUCAUCGUGCCCCACUCGGGCUGGGAGCGGGAACCUAAUGAGGACUUCAAACCUCGGGAUGCUGAGUGGACGACUGUUUUCAAGAACACAUCAGGCUGCUUGAGGAAUGUGAGUUCCGAUGGUGCUGAGGCCCGGCGGCGACUCCGCGAGUGUGAGGGUCUGGUGGAUGCUCUCCUGCAUGCUCUGCAGUCGGCCGUGGGCAGGAAGGACACAGAUAAUAAGUCAGUGGAGAACUGCGUGUGCAUCAUGCGGAACCUGUCCUACCAUGUGCACAAGGAGGUGCCUGAUGCUGACAGGUACCAGGAGGCCGAGCCUGGGCCCCCAGGCAGUGCAGCAGGCUCCCAGCGCCGGAGGAGGGAUGACGCCAGCUGCUUUGGUGGCAAGAAGGCCAAAGAGGAGUGGUUCCAUCAAGGCAAGAAGGAUAAUGAGAUGGACCGGAACUUUGACACGCUGGACUUGCCCAAGCGAACUGAGGCUGCCAAAGGCUUUGAGCUGCUGUAUCAGCCCGAAGUGGUACGUCUCUACCUAUCCCUCCUUACGGAGAGCCGGAACUUCAAUACUCUGGAAGCUGCCGCUGGUGCUUUGCAAAACCUCAGUGCUGGGAACUGGAUGUGGGCCACAUACAUCCGUGCCACAGUACGCAAGGAGCGCGGGCUGCCAGUGCUGGUGGAACUGCUGCAGUCCGAGACAGACAAGGUGGUGCGUGCUGUUGCCAUUGCAUUGCGAAACCUCUCGCUGGACCGGCGCAACAAAGACCUCAUAGGAAGCUAUGCCAUGACUGAGCUGGUACGGAACGUGCGCAAUGCACAGGCCCCUACACGUCCUGGCGCCCACCUGGAGGAGGACACGGUAGUGGCUGUGCUCAACACCAUCCAUGAGAUUGUGUCUGAUAGCCUGGACAAUGCACGCUCGCUUCUACAGGCCCAUGGUGUGCCAGCGCUUGUGGCACUGGUGGCAGCCAGCCAGUCAGUGCGAGAAGCAAAGGCAGCCUCACACGUGCUGCAGACGGUGUGGAGUUACAAGGAGCUACGCAGUGCCCUGCAGAAGGAUGGCUGGACCAAGGCACGCUUCCAGUCAGCUGCUACCACCUCCAAGGGUCCCAAGGGAGCACAGAGUCCCGGGGGCUUCGAUGACAGCACACUGCCACUGGUAGACAAGAGUCUUGAUGGUGAGAAGCCAGGCAGCCGAGAUGUGAUCCCCAUGGAUACACUUGGUCCAGAUGGAUACUCUACAGUGGACCGGAGGGAGCGGAGGGCUUUGGGCAGCCACUCUGCAGGGGAGGCCUCUGAGAAGGAACCAUUAAAACCCGACCCCAGCAGGAAGGCCCCUCCUCCCGGGCCCAGCAGGCCUGCGGUCAGGCUGGUGGACGCCGUGGGGGACUCUAAGCCUCAGCCUGUUGACUCCUGGGUCUAGCUUGCAUGCCUGGGCCCAGGCUCAGCCAUUUGUUAAGAGAUUGGAUCGCCAGGAGAAGGGCCAUCCUGGGCAGACCCUGUCGUGAAGCUUGGAGCCCUCUGGUGGCAGGGGUUGGUGGAGUCUCCCGCCCUGAGCAGGGCCUGAUUUUUCUGCACCCCCUCCUGUCUGUCUCUCCCUCUGCUCUCUUGACCUAACUCCUAGACCUGAGUUAGCUGUUUACUGACAUGGUGCUGUGUUUGAGUGUGAGUGUGAAUGUGAGAACACUGAGGUGGGAUCCAGGGAGGCAAUAUGGGAGGGAGCCUGACUAUGCUUUGGCAGAAUAGGAGUGUGUGCCCCAUGUGCAAGGUGUCCCAGAGGAGCAAUAUGGCCUGGGGGAGGAACAGCGAGGCAGGGAGGGGUCUUAGGGAAAGAAGUUGAACUCCAGAGGGGAUCCCCUGACCAAAACUUCACUCUGCAUGGCAGGCUGACCCCCAGCAACUUGGGGCUGCUCUAUAAGGGUAGGCCUGGGCAGGUAGGCUUCGGAGGCAGUGAGGUGAGGGUCUGGCUCCACUUACCCCCUUCUACCCUUGGAGUCCUGUGGAUGUGUGGGACUCCAAAGCAGAGGGACCCUGCACUGAGCCACUUCUGGCUGGGGCCACCAUGCCUGCAGCAUUGCGUCUGUCCAGAACCUCAGUAACCUCCAGGAUUGACCUCCAGUGGUGGCAGGAGACUGCUGUUCAGUGCCUGCUGUUUAUGACUUAAAAACAGAAGAAAAACGCUGAUAAAAAAGCAUUUAAAAUGAAACCAAAAGAAGAUUGUAUUGGUAAACAUCUAAAUUUUUGUAAGAAAAUUUAAAAAUUAAAAAAAGGAGCAAAGGAA